CUCUUUAUCUGGUACAUUAAAAUAUGUAUGUAUAAGUCAUGACAAUUAGGAGUAAAUUGAUUCGAUAUAUACGUACGCAUGUUUUGGAUAAAAUAUUAUGAAAACAACAAGGUUAUUUCAAACGAAUAUACCAGUCGCUAAAUACACAAAUGGUUAUAUAAACGUCGUUUUCAGGAUUUUAAAUGAAUAUCUUUAUUGGUAUGUACAAACAGAUGGUUCUACCAAAUCGCGCAGUAAGAAUCAACAAGCGUAUCUGGUAAGGGAUGUAUUUGCAUUCAACAAGACUAAUCCGAUUUUGUUUAAUACAAUCGGAGAUGUUCGGUCUGGUCUAAUCAUUGAAGCUUUUCAAGACGUAUAUAUUUGGGAACGGAGAACAAACUGUUCAUCAUUUGGAGAUAAAAGCCAACAUGAAAUUCAUUUUAGUCGGAAUUCUUGUGGUCUUUGUGGCCUUCGCUGCUGUAGCUUCUGCUAAAGAUGACAUACUUUCGGAGCAAGAACUUCGCGAGGCGGUUGAACGUGCGAAAGAAAAGCCGAGCAACGAUGAGAGCGAGGACUGUGAGACACUAUGCUCUGAACUUGCUAAGAGAGAAGACGAUUCUUUUGACAACGAAAUUUUCCGGGAAUGCGUAGACAAUGUUUGCGAGGAUCAUGAGAACGGCCGAUCAGAAACAGCACGCAAGCGAGGAUGGUUUAGAAGAGUCGUGCGAAAGAUUGGAUAGGGUGCCCGAAGACUAGUGACAAACGUUAGAAAUGGUUUCAGAAGAGUAUUCCGCAAACGUUGAUCAUUUUCUGCGAUAUUUUUAUACUGCUAUCUAAAACAAGUCGUUAAAUCAAGACGUGAGCUUCCUCUUAGAAUAAACACCUCAUGUUUUAAUAUAAAAUUCGUUAUAAAUUGUACUUUUGUCAUUAGAAAAAAAAUAAUUACAAACUUUCCCUGUUUCCGCAUUUAAAGUAAAAAGAGAAACACACCUGAUAAAAAUACCCACAUACAUGUUUUAUGAUACUAUGUUUAUGUCUUAGCUUACUCAGAUGUAAUAAAGCAGACAAAAUAG
Dreissena polymorpha is the source of this 1052-nucleotide messenger RNA. RefSeq lists its product as uncharacterized. NCBI's taxonomy places the organism in Eukaryota, Metazoa, Mollusca, Bivalvia, Myida, Dreissenidae. The transcript is spliced from 4 exons. Bases 408 to 719 code for a protein of 103 amino acids. The record is from RefSeq and is a predicted model, not a curated record.